Corylus avellana is the source of this 663-nucleotide messenger RNA. RefSeq lists its product as uncharacterized. The record is from RefSeq and is a predicted model, not a curated record. NCBI's taxonomy places the organism in Eukaryota, Viridiplantae, Streptophyta, Magnoliopsida, Fagales, Betulaceae.
UCAAACCAUUCAACUCACUUCAUAUUUCACUCUCCACCGUUGAAGAGUGUCUGAGAGGAACCCAGAAAACCAAGAGUUUCCCACCAUGACUGAUCACCACCAAGACCCCAAUAAGCCUCAAGAUCUGCCAUCUUCUUCUUCUUCUGAUAAGAUUCCCAGCAACGACGCCAACUUCUCGGGCCAAAAGUUUCGGUACCCGAACCCGCCGGAGACUACGAACCCGGACCCGGCGACGCUCCGUGAGCAAUGGAGGUUUGCCAUCAGACAGUACAGCAAGUGGUACUCCCACGCCUGGGGCACUGCCAUUCUGGCCGGGGUCUCCUUCUUCGCCCUCGGUUGGAUCAUCAAGGGCUCCAAUCCCCUGCCUUCUUUCCACGAUAAGCCCCCUGAGCCUUCCACUUCUUCUUCUUCUUCUUCUCCUUCCUCCUCUACCGAUGAUGCCAAGGAAGCUCGCUGAUAAAGUGGAUUGCAGAUGAUUGCAGAGAGCCAUUCAAUCCGUUGACACCUGAACCUUCAAUUCGUUUUGGUGUACAGUGUCUUCAAAGUAUUGUGGUGUGUUUUUUUUUUUUGGUAAGGUAUCUUACAUUACAUGGUUCGUUUUCAAGUAAUGGGAGAGAUCUGUUUGUAGGUUGUGCAGCAAUAAAUGUUGUGGAUACUGAUAGU